AUUUCCGCUCCUCCUCCCGCCGGCCAAGAGGGCACGCCCAUUGGCGAGGGCAGGCCCCGAGGCCGGGCCGGUCCUUCUUGCGGCCCGGAUUGGUCCGGCCGCCUACCUACGAACCAACGGCGUCCGCCCCUGCCCUAGGCCACGCCCCCUCCCCAGGCGCGGGCGCGCGACCGCUGUAUCCUUACGGUGCGCGCUCUGGGAUCCCCGCCCCCUCCGCGCGCGCAGUUCCCCGCGGCCGCCGCCGCCUGUAACCUGCGCCGCCAGGAUGUGGCUGGGGGCUGACGUCGGGUCCAGAUGUGGCCCCGGCCCCGCCCACCCCCGGGGCCGGGCCGCCCACACCGAGCCGCGGCGCGCACGGCGGCUGUCCCGCCUGCCACAAUGCGCGGCGAGGCUGCGGCCGCGACUUGGCGAGACAGUCACUAACGUCGCUGCUCGGCAUCCUUAGGACAGGCCGCCUCUGACGCCGCGCGGGGACCCCACGGGCCCGCGCCCCCCAUGCGCUCACUCUUUGGUGCCCGGCCGGGCGGGCGCCUCGCGGACGCGGAGCCGCGCGGGUGACGGCAGAGGCGGCUGCGCGCCUAGCCCAGCCCGCUGAGAGGGCGCGCCGCGCCCCCGCCCCCCGCCCGCUCUCCGGAGGCCGUGGGUGCGGAUGCGCCGCUGACGACUCGCAGCGACCAGCAGUGCCGCCGGCCCGCCGGCCGGAGACCGCAGCAUGGCAGCCGCCGCCUAUGUGGACCACUUCGCCGCCGAGUGCCUCGUGUCCAUGUCGAGCCGCGCGGUUGUGCACGGGCCGCGGGAAGGGCCGGAGCCCGGACCCGAAGGCGCGGCCGCCGCUGUCGCCGCCACGCUGCCCCGCGUCGAGGAGCGCCGCGACGGCAAAGACAGCGCCUCGCUCUUCGUGGUGGCGCGGAUCCUGGCGGACCUCAACCAGCAAGCGCCGGCGCCCGCCCUGGCGGAGCGCAGAGAGGGCGCCGCGGCCCGGAAGGCGAGGACCCCCUGCCGCCUGCCGCCUGCGCCGCCACCCGCCCCCGAGCCCGCCUGCCCCGGCGGCGAAGGUGCGGCGGCCGCGCCCCUCAGCCCCGCGUGGAGCGAGCCCGAGGCCGAGCUCGAGGCGGGGCUGGAGCCCGAGCGGGAGCCAGGGCCCACGGGGAGCGGCGAACCCGGCCUCAGACAAAGGGGCCGGCGGGGCCGAAGUCGCGCCGACUACGAAUCCCCGCAGAGAAAGCACAAGUGCCACUACGCGGGCUGCGAGAAAGUUUACGGGAAAUCCUCGCACCUCAAGGCGCACCUGAGAACUCACACAGGUCAGUAGGGCCGCCCGGGCGCCCAGAGCGCGCGGACGGGGACAGCACAAGCUACCGGGCCACGCCCCCGGAGCCGCCGGCCGGGCGCGAGGGGCAGUGGGGCCGGGAACGGUCGGGGCCUCGCCCCUUCCCCCCCGCCACACGGUCCCGCGGCCGGCCCCGCGCGCCGAGCGAGGCGGGUCCGGGAGCUGGGAGCCGGCGCCCGCCCGGCGACCGCGCCCCCGCCGGGCACGCCCCCUCCCCGGGCACUCUCGGGCGGGGCCGCGGGGGCGGAUGUCGUCAUCUAGGCUGCGGGCGUAGACCCCGCCGAGGCCGAGGGGCGGCGCGAGCAGGUGCGGGCGAGCUGGGUGGGGGCCGCGCGUGCUGCUCUGGGAGACAGGCGGUGGGGGCGCCCCGGGGCCGCGGGGGAGGCGGGGUGCCCUCGCCCGGCCCCUCGCCUACCGGCCCCUCCCUCGCCGGCCGGGCGCGCGCUCGGGAUGGGAGGGACCCGCCCGGCCCGGCCCGGGCGAGCGGCGGGCGAAGUUCACGCGGGGACAGGGCUCCCUCCAGCCACUCGGCACAUUCUUCACUCUCCUCUUCCUGUAAUUUUUCCAGCGCUCUAAGGUUUAAUUUGUCCAAACCAGAGCCAGCGGCGGCCGACGCGGGUGGCGGCCCCGGUUCCCCGCCGGAGGCUCUUUGUGGGAGCCCCGCCCAUCCGGCCGGCGGGGGCGCGCCCGACCCGAGGGGGCUCUUCGGCCUGGGGGCGCUUUCUCCAGAAAGGAGAGCCCUGUUCACUGCCGGCCUUGUACGCCUCCCUCUUCCCGGCCCUGCUCACCUGCCGGGUGCCGGAUGCGUGCGGGCGGCACCAGCACCGGGACGGGCGGCCUCAGCGGACCAGGGACCUCGUAGUUGUUUUUCUUUUUUUAAACACAAAGGUGGGAACAAUGUUUUAAGGGAUGGUAACCUUUCUCUUUCAGUUUGGCUUAAAGAAUUGUGUAUUUCCUCUGGGCUCACGUUAAGUCUUCUGGUACACUUAAUUCUUUCGCAUUUGGAGCGGGUUAAAAAACCCGUAUAAAUAUACUGUUACCUUGUUACCAAAGGUUUAGACUUCACAUUUGUACAAUAGUUCGGAAGCUAGCUAAAAACUGCAGUCCUGAAGACCCUGCAGCUGAAGGACCCCCGUCUCCUGGUAAAUUUGGAACUGAGCUGUCUCCAGGUCUGCAGGUGUCAAGGCCAGCGGAUCUCAGACAAACCUUUACCUCAGAAGCUGCCCCCGCGGUUUUGGUCCCUUGCUGUGGCCGCAAGGGAUAGCUCGGCCGGUGGUGGGGUCGAGGGUGAAGGCGGGGCCAUUCUACUCAUUCUUAAUCGGAAUUUAGGGUGUGUGGACCGAGAUAGGGGGUGGGGUUAGUGUAGGGGUGUUGGUUCAGACUGGGAACCUUACUGCCAGGGUGGAUGUGGCCGUGGAGGAGGGGCCAAACUACGUUCGGAUCUGUAGCACCCAGAUUACGGGGGCGGGGGCAGUGCAUGGGGCGUGGCUCGAGGACCUCCUUGCGGGGGCGAGGCCAGUACUGGGCAGGUAAUUUAAGGAUAGGAGACUCUCUGCGUCCUGUUUCACGGUGGCUUUCCACUCGGCUGGUCGGGUUCGAGAAUUGUGGAGGGGCUGGUUGAGGGCCGGGGCUCGCUGUCACGGACCGGGCAGGCUUGGAUGGGGGCCUUAGCUGGAGGAUAGCGUCUGGGUUUGCUUGCCCCCUGAUCCAGGCUGUAGUGUUCCUGAGUGGGCCCCUUGGCUAGAUGAUUGCUCCGAGGCAAUGAGAACUCGGGUCUCCCUCAGUGGGGUGGAACCCAGCCUCUCUGGGGUGCUCUGAAACCCGAAGCAAGCAGAAGAGGAUGGAACCAACACUCUGACUGUAGUGUGCUGUGUCUAAGAGCAGGGAACGGGGCUUGCCCUCCCUGUGUGCAGAAACAUGAGGCCCUACCUCUGGAGGAGAUGUAGAUUUCCAGGUCCCAAAUACUGACCUUCAGCCAAACACUACAGUUUAAGUGGUGCCCCAGGUGAAUCUGAUUAUGAACCAAGAACUCACCUCUGGAGGGAGUCUGGUUCAGCUUCUGGUGGAGGGCAUGACUAGGGAGCCCAUUUCCAGCCUGCCCCCAAGUGUGCAGAACAUAAUUAACUGGUGUUCGUAGAGGAGACAAGGGUAGCCCACAGGCCACAGUGGGUGACCAAGGGGACAGGCUACCCUGGGAAGACCUGAGCAGCAGCCCCCGGUUCUGAGAUAGCUGUGGUUUGGUUUGUGUGCUUCCAGCAGCUUUCUGGGGGGUCUCUGCCGACAAUGGUUCAGGUCAUGCCAGGCCCUCUACUCCACUAGGAGCAACCCCCCACCCCCCAACCAACCCACCUGCAGCAAUUUCAUGGCAGAGGGUGAAUAUCAAAAUCAUUUUAGCCAAGAAGGCAGUUCACAACUUGCUCUGUCUAGCUCUGUGACCAAGGACGGGUCCACAGACCUCCCUGCAGCUUGGUCAUGUCUCGCCUGACCACUUGGAAGGUCUGUGGGAAAUGAGGCUGUGUGUUUGAGAACCUUUGGGAAGUACAAGCCUCAGCCUUGACUCUGGGGAGACCUGGACUUCCUUGACUGCUUCGAUCUCCCAGAGCUGCCUGGACUGCUUAGUUGUGUGGCAGUGUCCUGAGGACUGAUUACCCUGUCACAUUUAGGUAAUUGUUGAUGUUAAGCAAACACAUGAUCAAACAAAGACACUCACAUUUUUGCAACCCAAGCUGCUUUUUUUUUUUUUUUCCUAAGGCACUUAUUAUUUAGCUAAUCAGAAUUUCCAGCCCAGAUCUGGGAAUUUGCUAAGUCUUGCCUUGGGGAGUAGCAAGACCAGGAACAUGUUUUCUUGGAGGCUGAAGGGCUUUGAUGUGAACAUUCAAGAACUUUGAGAAGGAAAGGCCUCUGGCCUUCUGAGGGCAGAUCUCCACCUGAGCCAGCCAGGAGAUUCCUGCUUGUUGUCUGGAGUGGUGGGGCUUGGCGGGUCCCCAGCAGUAAUGGCCACUCAGUCUUUCUUGGCAGAGAUGCCUUGAAUACAUUCCUACCUAUUUGUUCCUGCAAAGAAUCGUUUUCAGAAUGUCUCUGUGCCCUGUUUUCCCUGCAGCACUGGGAGCUAAAAAUCCAAUUGCAUGCUGCAUGAGCUGGGCCCAUUUCAGCAGCUCUGGGGGCCUUGCUGGAAAGGGGGGCACUGUGUUGUGUACAGCCCCUCCCUCCUGCAGACAUCCAGAGAGAGACAUGCCUGGUUACCUGGCCCUCUUUUUGCGGGUGGAGGUAGAGUUAAGAUUGCAUUCUUAGCCAUUUCCUGUAAUAAUUUGGGUGGGGUUAGUUUGAAGUUUAGCCACCGAACAAGGGAUUUGAUCAUGAGUGAGAUUAUUGGGGCAGGGUAUUCAGGGUAUUUAGGUCCCCUCCCCCAACACAAACUCUGGCUAUAGAGCCUGGUUUCUAACCACAUUCCUCCCAUGUACCCCUCAAAGGUGCUUCCUGGUGCAGCUGCCUUGGACAGGCAGCCUGUCAGGGAGUGAGUGGCAGGGAUCUCCUUCACCCAGGGCAAAGCCAUGCUGGCAGAUGGCCAGCACUUUGUUCGGGACACAUCCACGCUGGUGGGUCCCGUCCCGUCUCCCUCACAGUCCCAGGCUGCCAGUGGGCCAGUUGUGAAACUUCAAACAAUGCAGAAGUGUGUAGGCAGAAUGUGCCAGCCUUCUCUUCCUCUGGCUAACCACUAUCACCUCCUGUUGGUGUUUCCCUUUACAGACCCUUUUAGUGGAUUUGCAUGUAUGCAUGCGUGUGCAUCCACACAGACAUCUGAAAACUAUACAUGUAGGAUCCUAGCAAAUAUAUUCUACCACAGGCUUUUUUUUGGUGUGCUUAUUUAACAAGGCACCUUUGUUCUUUAUCUGGGCUGCGUGGUAUUCCCAGGUGUGGCUGCGUGACUGUACCACAACUUGUUUAGCCUUUAUCUUGAAAGGAUAGUUAUGUUGCCUUCUCAUUUUUUAUCGUUUCAUGCCUGUGGCAGUAGAAUCCAGUAUGUGUGUUGGUGCAGAGGAGCUGGCAUUUCUGUAGGAUUGAGACCUGGCAGUGUUAUUGAUAGUAGUGUAGACAGCAUUUACAUGCAUUGUGGAGUUACCAUGUUAACUUAAAAGACAUGUUAUGUUUUUAAAGGAAAUAGCACAUUAUGUUUUUAAAGGAAAUAGAUGGAGGUCUUGGUCUCCCCAGUACUGAAGUUCCUGCUGUGUUGCUGACUUUUUUUUUUUUUUUUUUUUUUACUUCUUCCAGUUCUUCUUUUGCACAUGUGAGAUCAUCAUAUUGAGAACAUUUAAAACAACCCUAAAACCACCAUUACUCUCUCAUGGCUCAUGACCAGCUCUCCUGCUGCCAUCUUUUUUUUUUUUUUUUAAUUUUAUUUACUUAUUUUGAGAGAGAGAGAGAGAGAGAGAGAGAAAGAGAACGAGAACUGAGGGGGGAGGGGCAGAGAGAGAGAGAGGGAGACAGAGGAUCCAAAACAGGCUCUGUGCUGACAGCAGAGACCCUGAUGUGGGGUUCGAACUCACAAACUGCGAGAUCAUGACCUGAGCCAAAGUCAGACGCUUAACCUGCUGAGCCACCCAGGUGCCCCUCUCCUGCCAUCUUUACUUGGCUUACCCUGCAGCCUAGCCUGGGUAAGGGCUCAACCCCUGCAGCAGUCAGCUGUGCCCUCGCACCCUGAAGUGCCUCCUGGCUUGUUGGCACUGGGGGAGGGACUGAUAUGAUGCCUUUUGAAACUGUCCCUCUCCUGGCUAAAAGAGGGCUGGAGCCCUUCCUGUGUGAGCAAUCUGACAGGACCACCCUUGACUUAACCAGAGGUACCAUGUGCAAGGCUUCAAAUCUGGAAGACAGCCCCGCCCCUUCAGAGUUGGCACUGUGAAGUCUGCUCACUGAAAUGAGCUCAUGACAGCCCCGACACUGUAAGGGCCUGUUUGCUUUGACCUUAUUCUGAAUUGAGUUGGUCGUUAGGUUCCUAGAUGUAGCAAGUUAAAAGGGGAAAGGGGAGAUAAGAUAGCAGCUACAACCAAGGAAGGAAAUAAGCCAACAAGUUAUUAAUAUGUAUAUGUGUGUGUAUGCACGUGUAUCUAAAUCUAUAACUCAAGAAACCCAACCCAGCCACACUGUGCUGGAACGAAUGUGGUGCUGUUUGUGGAGGGGCCUGUAGUCCUCCUCAGUAGUCCCCUAGGCCUGCAUUCUAUAAUAACUGACAUUUGUAAGAGCGGUCUUGACAUAUCAGGGCACUAUUAAAGUGUGUCUGGUUUAUGCUUUAAGAAAGUAGUUAAACUCAUUUUUGAAAUGAAAACUUCAGGGAUGAUACACUCAGCUCUCUGUUGUAUCUAAUAGCAGGCUGCUUGCUAGGGACAGGCAUUGUUCUGUUUGCAUUCAUUCCUCAUAAGCUUUUUAAUCUUCACAGGACCCUAUGAAAUAGGUACUGUUGUUAUUACUAGUCCUCAAAUAAUGAUGCCAAGGCCCAGAUGGAUUAAGAAAUAUGCCCACAGUCACACAGCAAAUGAAGGGGGAGCUGAGGUUUGUGCCUGGGCAGCCACACUUCUGAGUUUGGGUCUGCCCGCUGUGCCUGGCUGCUCUUCCUGCCUGGACCUGUGUUCCAGGGGAGGGCAGGUGCCUCCUGGUAUUUAGAAGUCUUCCUGUCCCAAGCACACUGCUUCCUUCACAAAUUCUUAUUGUGAAAUGUUAAGGGAGUAAUACAGUGAAUGCUCAUACGUUCCUCUAGACUCCUCAGUUAAAUAUUUGUCACCCUUUUAUUUUUAUCCUUUUUUCCCCUUUCUCUACUGUAUUUUCUCCCUUGCCUAUCUCUCCUCUCUCUUUAAAUAGUACAUAUUAUGUAACAUACAGUCCAUAUUCACUUCUCCUAGUGAUCGCCAAGAUGUCCCAUGUAGGGUCUGGAAUCCAGUUCAUCACACAUUGUGUAUGGUUGGCCUGUCUUUUUAGUUUCCUUUAGUCUGGGACAGUCUUGGCCUUUUGUUGUAUUGGCAUUUUAGGGAUCCAGAUUAGUUGUCUUGUGGAACAUCCCACAGUCUGGAUUUGUCAGAUUGCUUCCCCCUGAUUAGAUUUAGCAUAAACAGUUUUUGGUGGGAAAUAUGACACAGGUCAUAUAAUGUUGGGCACUUGCACGCACCACAGUGGAGGCUCGUGUGGUCAGGUUGUCUGAUUGCUGGAUCACAUACAUGGUUAAAGUGGCAUCUGCCAGGUCUCUUCACUAUAAAGGGACACUCUCCUCCUGAUAAUAAGUAACUGGUAGGUAAGGUGACAUUCCAAGACUGGGUUUUUGGAGGGUUAGGGUGCUGCUGGUCCUGCAUGUACAGCCAGGUGCUGUGUUGGUGCAGGUGCAGUGUCUGCCCAUCUCUGUUCAGCCCCCUUCUGUCUGGUCCACCUGGUAGGUUUCUGUUUUAUCUUCUGACUGGACAGUCCAUUGACUGGACAAGUGCUGGCAUUUCUGGGUCCUGCUGUUGGAAGUCCUUUUAUAGUCAAAGGACAGCUCAGCCUAGUCUUAGGAGCUCCCUUCCCAAACAAACAACACGCCCUGAUUUUAUUUUGAAUGAAAGUCUUUCCAGAUCGUACUUACAGCCUUUUUUUUAGUUAGCUCACCCUGGCUCUGUGGCCACAGGUGACCCAUCCCCCAGGCCUGGGGGGGGGGGCGUCGGCCUGCAGCCAGUGAUACCCUUAGGGUCUUGGUGGGUGUCUACAUGCUUUCCAGAAGAAAAUAAAUAUUGAUCUAAGUUCACACACCCAAGCCUGUUUUACUUCCCUUUCAUAGCGCCAAGUGGGGUCAUUUUCUUGAGAAGUCAACUUCCCAUCAAAAUGGAAAUAAACUUUGAAGUGUUGUCUCCAGCUUGGCAGUUGAGAAGUGACUGCUGUGAUGGGACUAGGAUGGGGGUGGUGGGGGUUUGGCUACCAUGGCCCCUGGGGGGGACCCUGAGCCUGGAAGGCCUUCCCCUGCUCUAGGUCAAUAUAAUGGAGACUCAAAUGCUAAUUUUUUACUCUUUUGACAGUGACUUGACACUAGGCACUUGAUGUAAGACAGAGAAAUCUUCACCCAACCAAAAGCUCUGUCAUUUGGCUACACUUACACACACGUAAAUGUGCUGUCUGGUUUGAUGUUGCAUCCAAGCCCAGAACGUGUUUACAUGGGACCUGUGAUUCUGGUUCAUUUACUCAGUUUGAUCUCAAUCCUGUCUUCCAACAUCUGUGGAUCAGCCCUGUGCCAGUCAGCCUUCUUGGAGGCAUGGAGUCCCCUCAGCUGAAACUAGGCUGUGGUAAAGAGGUUGGUCAUCUGCCCUGCCAUCCCCCUUGCCCCUUUUAGUGUGCCCUGGCACUGGUGUGCCUUCCAUUCAGCUCCUGUUCCCCUUCUGCCCCAGGGCCUGGACAUUAUCCCGUUUGCUGUUGGACAUCAUGUGCAUGGUCAGGGGAGCAGCCUUGACCAGUCCAUAGUUUUAACUAACAUCAUCCUGGACAAACAGAACAGAGGGUACAGGUUUUUAUUUUGGGGUGUGUGUGUUGGGGGUGGGGGCGUCUGUUUAUUGUUCUUCUUUUUUGAAGUUCAUCACACAAAAAUACUUGCUAACCAGGAACUUGGCCACACUCCGUGGCGAUUGGCCAGUCUGUCCCAAGGUGACCUGUUUGGAAAAGCACUGAGGAUUGAUGCCUCAGAUUAAAUGUCCCUGUGCUGCUGCCACAGGGGUGUGGCCUUCCUGCAUAGGUGGGUGACCCAUGGUCCCCUGAGCACAGGGUACAAGCUCAUCUCCUUGGAGCUAGAGCCCAGGGAACAUCAUGGAAGAGCUUUGCAAGAAAUAGGGGCCCAAAUUAAAAAUCACUCACCAGAGAGCACAUGGUUCAGUGCCUUUGUUGGGCUCCUGUCCCAGGAGCUUCUGAAGGUGGAGUUCUGGCAUAUGGCUGUCUCCUGCAAACAUGGGGCCAGUUGGAAGGAAGCUUGGGAAUGGGGGGAGGAUGAAGUGGGCUUAGAGGAGCUCAGGGGCUUCCUGCUCCCUACCCAGGACCACCACAUCGACGUGGAGGGGUAUCAGCAAGGCGAUGGCUAGACAGCUUGGCUGGUGGUCAAGGGCCUAAAUUGGGGCCUUCUGACACUCUUGUGUUAGUAGGACUGAUGUCAUUCUCCUUGAGUAUGUGUAGGACCCUGUACACUUCCUCUCUGACUUUUUCACUUGUCUUUAACUCUCUUUUAUGGUAUAAAUGCUUGCUCACACACCCACACAAAGGAUAAAGGGAAUUUGGUUUGGGGCUAGAGGUAGAAGUUAGUUAAUGGCAGAUCAAGAAUAGAGGUUUUUGCAAGGAAGUGUUGGGAAAGAGAGGAAACAGAAGAGGCAUACUUGAGCCUUAGAGCUCAGCCCUUUAGGGGAGAGAAGUAGGGGCCUAGGCGCCCAGGUGUGUCCUUGGCACAGAGUGAUGUUUGACGUGGGUCAUUGGCUGGGCUAGUUGUUCAAGACCAUGUCUGGGAUUAAGGGAAGGGUCUGAGAACUGGGGGUUGGCACCAUGGGUGCACCUCAGACAUCUUACCGGUAACAAACUCAAAUGUAUUUUCAUUGAAGGAGAAAUAAUAAAUGUUAAUUUAUUUUUUUUAAUUACAUAGUUGCCCUUCUAACAAGUGAUGGACAAUCUGGCUACUUAGCAGUCUGUUGUCUUAGUUUACAUUCUGCCGUCUGCUUCCCUGCCUUACUGCCUGUUGGCCUCAUUCCCUCGACUGGCCACAUCUGGUCUGUCCACUGUUCAUUGUGGUCCCCAUGUCUUUCCCCACACCCCUCCAUGGUCCGGGAAUACUGAACGGCGGGUGGCGGGGUAGGUGGGGACCUGGGCCCUGGAGACACCAUGCAGUGGUCCUCUCCAUCCCAUCAUGGAGAUCUUGCCUGCUCCUUCCAGUGGCUUCACAUUCUGGAUUUCCUUGUGCUUAUUCAUCAGUUGCCAUUUUUGUCUCUGAAUGGUGUGGUGGAGGAGGCGGUCCCUCAUAGCAGCCUGUGGGGACCCAGAAGGGACUCCUGCUUGCAGCCCUGUGUGUUAAGGGCAGUUUCCCAAGGUUUCCUAGUCUUUUCCAGAGUGCAUCUUAUUGGCUGCUUGCAUGGCAUGUCCUGCUUUCUAAAAUUACUUUGCUGAUUGGCCAUAGGCCUCUGGGGUGAAGGGGAAGGUCCAGGGGCUUUGCAGGAUGCUGUCUUUUAUCCUGAGGAGAUGUAGUAUCAGAAUUUUAUGCCAUGCCCUCUCUGUUGGGGUGGGGCUAGGGUCUGCCAUCGGAGGCCUUAUGCUGUCCUGGUGGUGAGCACAAAGGUCAUUGUCUUGAGUUGCUGUUAGGUCUUUGGGUCUCAAAGGAAAUCCAGCCUCGGCUUCUUCUAGGUUCUGAUUUGAAGCUGUUCUUCCUUGAUGGUUGGUGGGUGUUACAUGUUAGCAUUUUGCUUUGGAUGGGUUGCCUCAUUCUGAAGUGUACUAACUUUAGCCUUUGAAAAACUUCCACUUUCAUUUCCCUUUCCCUGAUCUCACUGGUCUCCUUGAAUCUGAGCUGAGACUCCUUCCCACACUCAGGCCCUCCUGUCCCACAUUCAGUACUGCACCGUGGCCUCAGAAGACAGAUAUUUAUGUGUGUGCGUGUGUGUGUGUGUGUGUAUGCCCGCGUGUGUGCGCGCGCGUGCGCGCAUGCACUGUUAGCUGCCCCCAAAGCUCAGGAGAUUGUUCCUUUGGAAGUAAGCCAGUCACAAGGCAUCUGGCCAGGUGGCACAGGCUGCAGCAGGGAUGGUUUCUUCUUCAUGACCCCCAGUGGGGUUGUAUCACCUCAAAGCCAGGGCCUUGCAAGAGCAGAGAAGGAGGGAGUAGUAUGUGCUGGAUAGGGUGGGGACCCAGGAGCCAAGCUGGAGGGUGUGCAGUCCAGGUCCCUGGUGGAGUUCUCCUUCUCAGGCCAUUCUGCCCUUGACCUUUUUCACUGGGGCAGACAGUCUGGUAUGGGGGACUGGAUGAGGCCAGGUGCAUGGAAGCUCUUUGCCUACCCAGCCGAGUGUGCAACCUGGUGUGCCCUCACUUCUCAUACUCCACCACCACCUCCUGCUCCUUGCUUCCCCUCCUCUCCUCCUUUCUCCCCUUUCCUACUGUUCCCCGCCCACCUCCCCCUUCUCUUGCUCCUUUCCUCCCUUCCCUUCCCCCCUCCUUCCACCCUCUUCUGCUUACCCCCUUCCCUCUCCUCUCCGUUUUCUCCCCCUCCUCCUUUCCCUUCCUCCUCUUUUUCCUCCCCCUCCCCUUCCCCCUCUCCUCUCCUCUCCCUCCUUGCACCCCAGGACUAAGCACAUUUUUAACUUGCCGUCAGGGGUUUCCAGCCCACAGGACUAAGGCAGGAGGGUGUACUGGGGGAGUAGGGCCCCAGGAACUUGAGGAGAACCAGUGAAGAUACCUCUCCUUUGUGCUGUAGCCCAGGCUCAGCCUGGGAGACCCUGUGGGGCGGCUGUGGCUUCCUCCUUGCACCCUCUGGGGAUGCCCUGGCAGCUCUUCCCUGGGAGGUAGCCUGGUGGGCUGUCAGCCUCCUACACAAUGAGAGGUAAACAGUGGGUCACCUUGGCAACUGGCGGAGCUGGGGCUCAAAGUGCUUGUGGCAAGAGAAGUUCUCAUUGUCUCAAGUUUCUGGGAUGGCGUUCUGUUUUGAUUUUUUUCUUUAAUUAGCUGGAGUGACUAAGAUACCAAAAUGACUGACCUGGUUCCUAUAAUUUCUUAAUAAACAUUUAUAUUCUCUUCAUAGGAAGAACAUUUCUUCCAGUGAUUCAUUGACUUUUUCUUUUAGACUAUGGCAAGGCCCUGGCGAGGCAGGGUGGGGGUGGCACAAAGGGCCCCCACUGCCGACAGCCAUGCCAGCUGGCGAGGGUCCAGGCCCUGGGCGCACUUAUGUAAACACCACACCAAGAUUGUACUGGUUUUGAGGUUGAUUAUGUUCCAUGGAAAAUUUGGGGGCGAUGCCUCUCUUAUCUUGGGGUGUUCAGAUCCCCAUAACUGGAGCUUCCAGAAGUCCUCUGAGAGACCUGUAAGUCUUUCUGAGCCUAAGCAGUGUUCUUUUCACCCGAUGCCAGAUUCUCCUGGGAGGCCAAGGUGUGAACUAGUUUUACAUCUUGGUACAAGGUGACACUUCAGCGCGUUUGCUGUUAAACAGUAACUGCCCAUAUGUGCGUAGCUUGGGCUGGAUGUGCCAGAUUGGGUGGCCUCCUGCCACCCUGCUGGCUGUCUGAGGGAGUGCCAGGCCACGCAGGGCCCUGGGAGGUGCUGGUGAAGCUCAGCCCCAGGUUCUUGUGCAGGCCUUGCCCUUUACCUGGGGCUUCCUUGGGCCUCUCUGCUCCAUCCCCCUAUUACCCAGUACAGUCACCUGCCCCAUCGAGGAGGAGCCCAGUGAGUACAUCGGAAGGCUGAAAGUUGACUUCCUUCGUUUUAUCAUUGGUAGAGGUGAUCCAGGUGGCCCUGGCUGGUGGUGUGUCCUUCGAACUGCUCUGCAGUUAACACCUAGGCCUGCAUCCAGAGUCCCUUCUUCAUCCUGGGCACGCAGGGCCCCUGGGUCCCCUUCUCUCCACAUAGGCUGAAUUCUUGCUGGGUUGGGCCGGGCUGCCCUGUGGCCUCAUGGCCAACACCCUGUGUGUACCUGUGUCGAAAGCAUUUCCCUGCAGCGGGACUGUUGCCAUCACUGGGGGGGGGGGGGGGGGGGGUUGAAGUCCACCAACCCCAAACUGAAGGAAAUGUCUAUAUUUGUUGCAUUUAUUUGUGGUGAGUCUCUGGUGUUACCUGUUCAUGCACUGUCCCUUUCAGCUUUUCCAGAUUUUUCUGUCAGUUGCUGGGCAGCCUCCCUACCUGGUCACUGAGAAGCCUUGUCAUCCUUUCUCCCUUUGUAAGAGAUCUUUUUCAAGGAUGUACCUAGAAUUAGAUUUUUUUUUUCUUGGUGAAGAAUUUACAUUUUUUAUGACGUUGAAGAAAAAACACAAAGGUGUUGAAAUGGCAUUGAAGAGUGUUGAAAGUUCAAAGCCCUAAUCCAUUUGGGAGUUUUGUCAGAAAUCCGGUGCGUCUGUGUGCCCUUUGUCAGUCCUAACAAUUUGGGCUUUGGACUUUGGGCCCCACCCCAUUGCCCUCUCCUCCCAGCAGCGGGCAAGUUUGUGUGCCCGGUGUUACAGUUAGCUCCUGAGGGAGCCUCUCAGUGUUUUUAUCAGAGAAAGUCCUUUUUGCCUGAUUAUGCUUUGUCAUUUAAACAGAGGGACUAAAUGGAAUGUUGAUGAGGACUUCAGGCUUUGGAGUGAGAACAGAUUGAGCUGGCCAGGGUUCUUAUCUGUAAAGCAGGUUGGGGCAUGCUGACCUCAGAGGAGAGGAGGAGUGUGUGUGCGAGUAGACUGUGUGGCGUAUGAAUGUGUGGUGUAUGCAUCUGUGUUGAGUGGGGGUAGGGUUUGUAUGUGUCUGUGUGGUGUGUGUCUGUGUGUUUAACCUGCAGGAGCAGAAUUUCACCCACUACAGUGAUGCUCUUGGGCACCCGAAUGAACAUUUUUGCUGCCUUCUCUUUUGAAAAAGGAAAAAAAAAAGAACAGAACAAACAACAACAGACAAUUUAGAACUACUUUUUUGAAACAGGUGCCAGCUCACGUCCCCACCCUCUGGCACCGCAUGUGGGGUGACCCUCUCACCGGCCUUGUGGCCCCAGCCACGCCCCAGUCCAUAAAAUGCCCAUCUUGAGUUGUGGGAGGAUGAAGCAGGAGCCUGCCACAGAAAGGCAGGUUCCUUGAGGAUCUUGUUGCUAUGGAGACCUGCUUCCUGGGGAGCUGUGCUCAGGCUAGGACGGCCCCCUCUCAGGUGAGCCUCAUUUGUUACUGGGUAACCGUAAUGGAGCCCUCCCAGGCCCCAGCCAGCUGUACCUGGCCUGACGCUUUUUAAAGAGCAGAAGCAGCUGAACGGGAACCUUGAGGUGGAAGACCCCGCCACUGGUCACCAGAGCAGUUCUGGGUGUGCCCAACAGCCUGAGGUGGACUCAGGCCUAGCAGCAUCUCCCUGCCAUGGCGUCAGACAGCCUCGUGGUGACAGACACUGUGCCAGCCCUGCCCAGUGACUCCACCUAAAUGGAAGGACUUUCUGUGUCCAGGUGUGCUCUGCGGGAGACUUCCAGAAGCACGAUGACUGAGUUCAUACCCGCAGCCUAGCUCUUGAGUCCGAGGGCAGCAGAAAUCCUGCUUGCCGUGAAACUUGCUUCACCCAACACUCCCAGUGGCUCCUUCAAGUGGAGAGCGCCUGGUUCUGCUGCUAGAGCCGCUUAGACGCGGACGCGCGCAGCCAGGGAAUCCCACUCAGGACUCAUAUUUGCUAUUUUUGUAACUUCCUGGGCUUCUCUGGUUUCAGCACUCAUUCUGCUUCUUGUUUGCAGGAGUAAUUGCUUUCAUGAGCUUUGGGCCAUCUGUGGAUUUCUUUUCCCCUCUAUUUUUUUUUUCUUUUUUGGGGCAGCAAUUCUAUGUUCACAGAUAUGAGAAUUGUUUCCUAAAGGGAAGCAUGAAAGCGUUCUUGAGGCUGGCUUUUCAGCUGUCGAACCACAGUUUCAUACCCUUUUCCUGCUUGCUUUUCAUCUUCGUGUGAAUGUGUUUGGCAUCAAGAUGCUUCCUGUGUGGUCUGAGGUGACUAUUUUGAAUGAAUGUAAGGGCUGAGGGCAUCUAGUCUGAGAUGACACCUGGGCACUAACGUGGCCUUCCUUGCUCUCUCCUGGCAUCUCCUUGUUCCAGAGGAUAUUUGUGAACAUUGGGUCGGGGGAGGGGUUCCCUUUCCUCCUGUGGACCCCACCCGGCCCCUCUGCUCAGACAGGAGAGGCCACCAGGGACCUGUGUUGUUUCUGUCUCCUGCUGGAGUGGCCAAGUGGGCCUCCUCCCUUUUUGGCUCUGAGUGAGUGGGCUGUUGUGAGACCCCUGAGCUGACCCUUCUGGUUCAGGUGCAGCUGCUAUAGCUGUCUGCUCAAUGCCACCUGGGAGAAGCAGCGGCCGGGUCUGUGGUGGCCACGUUUGGAUGCCCUUCAACGUGUAGAGAUAGGCAUGUCCCCUGUCCUUCUCAUAGGGGUGGGGGAGCAGAAGCCAGGGCUGUCUGUGCAGCAGCCUGGACAGGUGCAGUCUCCAGUAGAGGUGGCUGACUUGGCCUCUGCAACCUGUGCUUUCCCAGUCAGCACCCCGGGUGAGUGGGGAGAUUGCCUGCAGGGUGCUCACCUGUGUGGAGAAGGCAAGGGGGCUGGAGGGGUGUCCAGCCUCCUGUGGGGCCCAGCGUAGGGAGGCAUUUCAUCCAGUAGCUGGCCUGGGUGCUCAAGAGCCCUCACAGGGCAUGGGCCCACCUGUGCUAGCCGCAUCCUGGGCUACAGUGGUGUAAACUGGAUUUCGUAUGUUAGGGUACAGUUUUCAACAACGUGGAAAUGGCCUGGGAAAUUUUCCUGCUUAUACUGCCCGUUGUUGAGAGCUGGCCAGCCCUGGGUGCUCAGUGUGCUCUCUGGGUUUUGGAGGUUCUGACUCUGGACUGCCGUGACUCCAUGGAAGAUAGUCAUGCAAAGGCCCAAGGCAGAAAACCCCAGGGCGUCUUGGGCUCUCAGGCACAGAACUGGUGUCAUCUGUUUCUGAAUCAGCUUGGGAAGGCCAGAGGUGUCUGCCAUCUCAGUUUUUCUGGAGGGCAGAGUCACCCCUCUGCGGCUCCUGCCCAGCCCCGGGGUACUCCACGUGGUCAUCCUGCUUUAAUGUAUCUUUGUUGAGGGAGUAUCUUGUCACUGCCCCCUCUGCACCUCCUUUUCCUGUGGCUGAGUUUUGCGUAACAGUCUCCUCCCAACGAGGCAGGUCACACGGAUUCGAGUGAAAAGCCCACGCCUGCCCAGCAAAUACUCGUGGCACAAAUAACUGGCUCUCUGAGAUGACGUUGACCUUGGGGGAUGCUCCCUGCUUUUAUUCAAAUGUUUGUGUCCACCCCACCACCCACCCCAGAUUCUUACGUUGAAAUUCUAAUGCCCAAUGUGUUGAUAUUUGGAGGUGGGGCUUUUGGGAGGUGAUUAGGUCAUGAGCCCUCAUGAACAGAUUAGUGCCCUUAUAAAAGAGGCUCCCCAGAGCUCCCUUGCCCUUUCUUCCUUUUGAGGACACAGUGGG
Messenger RNA from Panthera uncia (snow leopard), 16464 nucleotides. RefSeq names its product KLF transcription factor 13 (gene KLF13). Gene Ontology annotation, molecular function: DNA-binding transcription factor activity, RNA polymerase II-specific; RNA polymerase II cis-regulatory region sequence-specific DNA binding. Gene Ontology annotation, biological process: regulation of transcription by RNA polymerase II. Bases 713 to 1312 code for a protein of 199 amino acids. The transcript has a single exon. NCBI's taxonomy places the organism in Eukaryota, Metazoa, Chordata, Mammalia, Carnivora, Felidae. The record is from RefSeq and is a predicted model, not a curated record.